Molecule: messenger RNA, 353 nt
Organism: Vespa crabro (European hornet)
Lineage: Eukaryota; Metazoa; Arthropoda; Insecta; Hymenoptera; Vespidae
Gene: RpL29
Product: 60S ribosomal protein L29
Exons: 4
Coding region: 94-309 (71 amino acids)
Biological process (GO): cytoplasmic translation
Cellular component (GO): cytosolic large ribosomal subunit; ribosome
Molecular function (GO): structural constituent of ribosome
Source: RefSeq, a predicted model, not a curated record
ACGUAAUGUUGUGUAGAUACACGACUCUCUUUAUUGUUUGUUCCUUUUCCGAAAACUGCGUUACAGUCUUCAAUUUUCCAAGUAAAAUAAAAAAUGGCUAAGUCAAAAAAUCAUACUAAUCAUAACCAAAAUAGAAAAGCGCAUCGCAAUGGCAUUAAAAAGCCCAAGCGCUAUAGGCAUGAAUCUACGCUAGGGAUGGAUUUAAAGUUCUUGAGGAAUCAACGAUUCGCAAAAAAACACAAUCUUAAGCCACAGGCUCAAUUAAAGAGGGCAGAAAAGCGAAAAGCUCUUCGUGAAGCUAAAAAAUAAGUUGUAUUAUGUUUUUACUAAAAUAAAAAUCUAAUAUUACUUUA